Messenger RNA from Nezara viridula (southern green stink bug), 2373 nucleotides. NCBI's taxonomy places the organism in Eukaryota, Metazoa, Arthropoda, Insecta, Hemiptera, Pentatomidae. The record is from the annotation of a GenBank genome assembly.
UGGAAGAUGGAGGUAGAAGACUGUUAUAUCAUUUAGGAAUCUGGGAAGUUGGUGUUCCAGAAAUUCAGCACAUUUGUUUACAGUUGAGCCGUUAACUCUCAUAAUUUUUUAUUUGAUUUUUCGGGAUGUAAAUUAUGCCUAAAUAUCUUUUAUACCUGCACAGUUGUUGAGGUAGGUAUUUUAAAAUUUACAAGUUUCACUCAAGCUUUUGUUAUUGUUGUGUACUUUCUGUGACUUUAUAUUAAUACAAGGCUAUCUAUUGGAUAUUACAACAAUGAAUGAUGAUAUUAAAGAAGAACUAAGGGCAGCUGUCCUAGAUGGAGAUCUAGAACAGGUUAAAGCUCUUUUGGCAGCAGGUGCUGACAUCAAUGCUCGCUUGGGAAUAUAUGAAGACACUUUGUUACAUUUGGCUCAUACAGUAGAUGUUGUGCAAGAGUUAUUGUUCCAUGAGCCAAAUGUCAAUGCUAGGAACAAUUAUGGUUGGGCACCGCUUCAUUGUGCUGUUGAAUUCAGAAAAGGAGUUGCAGUUAUGGGAGAAGUUUUACGUCAUGAAGUGGAUGUUAAUGCUAGACCAAAUGAAACAGAGACUGUUCUGUUUGUUGCUGUAUUCACUUGCUAUAAUGACCUAGAAAUAGUUAAAAGGCUACUUGAUUGUGGAGCAGACAUUAACAUUACAUGUCUUGAACAUUCAUCUGAAGAUGACCAUUAUUGUACUCCUUUAGAUAUGUGUGUAGUGGAGGGAGAUUUACAAUGUUCCAAACUAUUUAUUAAAAUCACCCUUCUAAAAAAUUUUAAUGAUGAUUACAAAAAACUUAUCAGUCUAGACAAUUAUGUUGGUUAUGAAAUUCAUCAAGAGUUGGCUGGUUAUUUAGAAGAUUGUGUAAGAGAAAUUCUUAAUAUGAGAACUUACAAAGUCAAUGAUAAGUAUUCAUUGUAUCAUUUUGUCAAAAGGAAAAAGGGAUGUAUUAAGCCUCUCUAUGCAACUGUUGAUAUUGAUGAAGAAGAGAUUUUGGCCAAUUACCCUAUUUAUCAGGAUGUCAUAUUGCCGAGGAUCGAACAAUGCCAGGAACGGGCUAAUCUCUUUGAUCAGAUCCCAGGUUUACAUAUGUGUGCUUUUUCUGAGGUUACUAGUGCAAGUUCUGAAAAGCGUUUGGUCAUACUGAAUGUUGAUUGUAAAUAUAAAAUUGCUGAAUUUCUGUCCAACAAUGACUUAUCAAACCUUGUAACAGCAUUUGAAAAAAAUCUCUUUUAAACAUUUCAGUCCAUGACUGUAACACAUUCAGUAUUUGGCAGAACUGCAUUUUCACUACUUGUAACUGUAAAAUAUCAUGAUAAAUUUUUAUAAAUAAUCAGUAUUAUUAAAAACAAAAGUAUUAUUUAUUGUAUUAAGUUUAGGUGAUAUAAAUGUGCUUAAAAUGGAGAUUUUUUGGUUUUAGAACCAUUUACAUUAAUUUUGUAUAGCAAUGCUAAACAUUGAUUAAGUAGAUAUAUAUUUUUUUACCUUUUAUAUGAUUUAAUUAAAUACUGAUUUAGAAACAGAUUGUGGUACAAGUGUGAUGGAGUUUGUAGGAACAGAGUAAUUAUGUGCCGAGGUUUUAUUAUAGUUAAAAUAUGUACAAGUUUUUUGUUAGUUUUUGAGUAAAUUGUUUGUUUUUUUCUCUAAUGACCUGUUAUUGUGCCCAGUAAUAAUUAUUGAUAUCGUCUUAAAGACGUAUUAUUAUCUGUAGGCUGCAAUGUGGUGUCAAUGAAAGAGUGGUUAAUUUUCUUUAUUUUUGUAAGGUUUAUAUUCUACUUGUGUAUAUAUAAAUAUAUAUAUAUUAUAUGGAAAAUCUCAAAGACAUAUUUUACAUUUGUAUUUAUGGAGGAUUUCGGUUAAGGAUUGCCAUUCUAAAUGUAAGCUCUAUCAAAAGAGACUGACUCUUAAGACAUGAUUUGUUCUAAGAUUUUUUAUGCUUUAGAGUAUUUUCCUUUAAUGAAACCAAAGAUUAAACUUUCUUGACUUUUAUCAGUCAAAAUUUAAGUCUUCGAUUUACUCGGAGGAUGUGGUAUUUAAUAGUCAUUCGUUUUCUUACUUGAGUAAUUUAGUUUAUUAUUUUCUACCAAGUUUUUAAUAUCAUACAUGAUUUUAAUCAUGGAGAAUAAACUUGCAUCUAGUCAGUUACUUUUUGUCCUACAUCUUUAUUAUGUUAAAGUCGUAAUUGGUAAUGAAUAUGUAUUAAAUAAUUCUACUGGAAUAUAUAUUGGUAGUCUGUUGGAAAGGCAGGGUAUACUUACAUUUAAUCAUCUAAAUGUACUUCAAAGUUUUUUAUGUCUCAAAAAUGAUUCAAGCUCAUUGUUCUGUUUUUAAAUGCAUUUGAAAAUAUGGUUUCUGAA